This is a messenger RNA of Trematomus bernacchii (emerald rockcod), 5126 nucleotides long. It is a transcript of the gene ppp6r3, whose product is annotated as protein phosphatase 6, regulatory subunit 3. The coding region runs from base 379 to 3135 and encodes 918 amino acids. NCBI's taxonomy places the organism in Eukaryota, Metazoa, Chordata, Actinopteri, Perciformes, Nototheniidae. The record is from RefSeq and is a predicted model, not a curated record. Gene Ontology annotation, molecular function: protein phosphatase binding; protein phosphatase regulator activity. Gene Ontology annotation, cellular component: nucleus; cytosol. The transcript is spliced from 25 exons.
CUGUAGUGGGGGAAGGGGUCGCUGAAGUUGACGGAACCGCCAUCUUGAAAAGUGCCCUCCGAUGAUCUACCUUUUCGCGCCUGUCAGAAUCAGUUUUAAACGCUUUAUUUUCCUUGCUGGAAUUUCGUGUUUUGCUAGUUUUCGUUUUGUUAAGGCCUGGGGCUGACUGCAAGAUAAGCUACAUGCUGGAGACUCGCUGUUUACCGUUGUCUAUCGGUGUGUGCUGUUGAACUGCUGUAUGUGUGCUGUUUGUCAGUCUGUCCAUCACCGCUCUCUGCCUGCCUGUCCAUCCGGCUCGCCUGGAAUGGGCCACAACUCCCAAAGACUAGAACACACCUCUUUUUAAUCUGAGCUCCGCCGUCUGGACUCCCAGCCAACAUGUUUUGGAAAUUUGACCUCCACACCACAUCCCACAUUGACACGCUGUUAGAGAAGGAGGAUGUGACGCUGACAGAGGUGAUGGACGAGGACGAUGUCCUGCAGGAGUGUAAGGCCCAGAACCACAAGCUGGUUGACUUCCUGCUGAGACCACAGUGCAUGGAAGACCUGGUGACCUUCAUCACACAGGAACCCGAUACUGAUGUUGAGGAGAAAGUUAAAUACAAGUAUCCCAACAUCUCUUGUGAGCUGCUUACGUCAGAUGUGGGACAGAUAAACGACAGACUGGGAGAAGAUGAAAAACUGCUGAUGAAACUCUACAGCUUCCUCCAGAAUGAGCCGCCGCUCAACCCACUCCUGGCCAGCUUUUUCUCCAAGGUGCUGUCCAUUCUCAUAGGACGCAAACCUGAACAGAUAGUGGAUUUUCUGCGGAAGCAGGAGGACUUUGUAGACCUGAUGAUCAAACACAUCGGGACAUCUGCCAUCAUGGACCUGCUCCUCAGAAUGCUCACCUGCAUCGAACCACAACAGCUACGACAGGAUGUUCUCAAUUGGCUGAAUGAGGAGAAGGUGAUUCAGAGACUGGUGGACAUGGUACAACCUUCUCAAGAUGAGGAUAGGCACUCCAAUGCCUCGCAGUCUCUGUGUGAGAUCAUCAGGCUGAGCAGAGACCAGAUGUUCCAGGUCCAGGGCUCCUCAGAUCCAGACCCACUCCUGGCAACACUUGAAAAGCAGGAGACGGUGGAGCAGCUGUUGUCCAACAUCUUUGAGAAGGAGAAGAAUGAGUCUGCAAUCGUCAGUGUUAUCCAGAUCCUCCUCACAUUGUUUGAAACGAGGAGACCCGCGUUUGAGGGUCAUAUGGAUUGCCCCCCAGGGAUGUCCCACCCUUCAUUCUCAGUCAACCACAGCAUCCUGGAAGCUGUGAGACCCCGACUCAAAGACUUUCACCAGCUGCUACUGGAACCCCCAAAGGCGAAUCUGAUGAAGACAACGUGGGGGGUGCUGGACCCCCCUGUGGGCAACACCAGGCUCAACGUGGUCAGACUGGUGGCCAGUCUGCUGCAGAGCAACACUCACAGCAUUAACACAGAACUCAUUAACCUCAACACACUGGGAAUAAUACUAGAUAUGUAUUUCAAAUACAUCUGGAACAACUUCCUCCACAUUCAAGUGGAGAUCUGUACAGCCAUGAUUCUGGCUAUGCCCCCCGCCCCCACCGAGAUCCAGCCAGACACAGAGCAGGACAAUGCAAGGGAGAGCAUCCUCAUCAAACACCUGUUUCAAAAGUGCCAGUUUAUACAGAGAAUUGUAGAAGCCUGGAGCUCCAACGAGAAAGAUCAGGCAGAAGGUGGUCGUCGACGAGGAUACAUGGGCCACCUCACCAGAAUAGCCAACUCUAUAGUUCAUAACUGUGACAAAGGCCCUAACGGUCCACAGAUACAACAGCUCAUCUCUGAGCUGCCAGCAGAAGACCGAGACAAAUGGGAGAACUUUAUUUCUGGGCAGCUGUCUGACACAAACAAGAGAAACACUGUGGACCUGGUGAAUACACACCACAUCCAUUCUUCCAGUGAUGAUGAGGUGGACUUUAAAGACAGCGGCUUUCACCAGGACUCUUCUCUACAACAAGCCUUUUCUGAUUAUCAGAUGCAACAAAUGACGUCCAAUUUUAUUGAGCAGUUCGGCUUCAAUGACGAAGAGUUUGCUGAUCAGGACGAUGUUGUGGAUAUUCCGUUUGAUAGAAUAUCAGACAUCAAUUUUUCACUGAAUACAAAUGAAAGUGCAAAUAUAGCUUUGUUUGAGGCACGCUGUAAGGAGAAAAUCCAGCAGUUUGAAGACGCUGGUUCAGACGAGGAGGAUAUCUGGGAUGAAAAAGAUGUCACCUUUGCACCAGAGGCACAGAGACGCCCCAGGAGCUCGGGCAGCACCGACAGCGAAGAAAGCACAGACUCCGAGGAGGAGGAUGUGAAGAGAGAUCCGUUCGAAGCUGCCAACCCCAGCACCGACGACAGAAUGGAAGUCGACACAGGGCCAGUGUGGACGGCCAACUUUGAUGACAUCCCCAUGGACACAGGUACAUCCACUGCUCCAGCCACCAGCCCUAACAACCCUGCUGCCUCCUCUCCUUUGGCCUCCCCCUCCUCUUCCACAGAAGACCUCCCUGAGACCUCAUGGAGCUCCCCCCCUCCCGCCACCUCCAACGCUGAAACAGGCUGGGCCGAUUUCUCCAACUUCACCCCCGUCAGCCCCAAAGACCCUCUGAGGUGCAACUCUCCUGUUGCUAUGGAAACCAGCCUAGAGACAAUGGACCCUCUGGGAGUCAAUGCACCCACACAGUCUGAAGAUUAUGAUGGCUGGUUGGGUAACAAUGAGGCUUCCCCCUCCUCCAACUCACCUAAGCAUUGUGGGAAAUCUAAAGCAGAAGAGGAAACGGCCUCCUGUGAGCAGCGCAGCAUCACAGAGACGGUCAUCAACGGCUCCAUGAAAGAAACGGUCAGCCUCACUGUGGACGCCAAGACUGAGACCGCCGUCUUCAAGAGUGAUGAAGAGAAGAGUGCUUCUCCAGAGAAAUACGCAGUAGGGGAGUGUGUGGAUUCGGAGAGAACGGGCGUCAACAGCCCAGCCGCAGCCAGCUGUCCCAAAACAGGCAGUGAGAAGCUACCCAACGGUCCUCUGGAGGAAAUGUCGGCCAGCGAGGAGGCCAAACUGGACCAGAGUGCCGUGUCCUCAGAGCCAUCUGUGAACGGGCCGGCGUGAGGGGGAGCCGAACGCCAGCCAGUGUCCAGCCUGUUCUGCCAUGCAGCGCCCCCCCCCUCCAGCCAGCGGGGGGCCACUGCUCAGAGCUGCACCAAUCACACGCCCCCACCAGGACCAGCAAUACUCCCAUUGGCUCAACACUGACGAGACAGAACACAGGUGUACAGACACAGGAUGAACUGAAAAGCAAAACGAGAGACAUACUCAAAAGGAUACAGAAUAAAAAAAAUUCUGCAUUUGUUUAUAUACUAUUGUUCUUAUGAGGUGAUGUGCGACCGAUAUCUUGCCACUCAAAAAUGAAAUAGUAAUGUUGCUAUAGUUAAAGAAAUGAUUGUAUGAAUAAAAUAUUUUAUAAAAAGAAAAAUGUAUACAGAAACAUAAGAUGAAUUGCCACAGAAACAGGACUAGCUGGUUGGUGUCUCACCCACUCACCCAGCUGUUGUUACUGCACGUUUCUGUUAUCCUGCUAACUGAAUACAACAGUUGCUAUAUUUAAAUUCCCACGCACCAUUGGUCUGUGUCUCUGAGCAGAGCUGCUCUUCCAAUUGAAACACACAAAGUUUUAUUUUGCUGCAGGUAUGAUUUGUAAAUGUUUUUCUCUUGUAUUCUUCUGCAUUCAGUAAGAUUUGACACGCUUUUUGGUAUAAUUCUUUUUUUAUUUAUUAUAGGAGUAAGAUAAUGGUUAUGUUUUGUUACUAAGGAGCCAUGCCAACACACCCUCUCCCCUUCUACAGGCUGCAUUCGUGCUAACCGGGUUCCUACCUCGCAGCUACAAGGCUAAACGUCGUCACCACGGCAGAAACACAGCUGUAAAUCCAUUCUUAUACAUUCUUGUUUUUUUUUUUAAAUCUUUUUUUUCUAGACUACUGGUUCUCAACUGAGAGCCUUGAUUUUAGGUAGCUACAGCUUUUGUCAGAACUUGGAAGGUGAGGGAAAGUUGGCUGUUAAAGGCUGACUUUAGGCUGAAUGAAAUAAUUUAGCAAAUUGAGAAAUGACCCGCCUCCUGGAGCUACUGUAGAUGUAACUCAGUCACUUUAGGAUGUUAUUAAGAAAACUAAGUUACAAUCAUACAUUUGCUGAUAUUGGCUGUUGAUCAAGCUCCAACCAGAGGUGUUUAUUCUUAAUCUGUGUUCAGACUGACAGCAGCACUGUUAGAAAACGCAGCAGCUACCUUUACAAGCUGCUGUUGAAAAUAUGAUGUUAACCAGUGUGCACAGUCCUGGUGAAGCAAUGAAAGUGAAUGGGGAAAUUGUUUAAAUGCUAGUUGUUGAUUGCGGAAGGAUAGGAUGAUAAAUUGAUCACAAUAUGAUGUGCAUUAUUUUAUGAGCCUUUACUCGUUACUUUGUCAGCAGUAACCAAAGCAAUACCCCCACCAGACCUUGUUUUUGUCUGAUGUAUAACCUAGGAAGUUUGACUUUUAAUGCUAUUGUCAGUCUGAAUGCAUCCUCCACUUUUUUUUAAACUGCCUUCAUGAGGCGGUGGAUUUAUGAAUUUCAAACAAACAUAAAAACCAGCCGUGUUAGAGUCCGGACAUAUUGUAGUUGCUCUGUGUGUUUAUGGCCUUUUAGCUAAGGUUUGGUCUUAACCAAUCCUCCAGAAAUAUGUGUAGCUUGUCAGCUGCCAGAUGCUUAACUUUAUUUUCUUAACAUGAUAAAUAGAGGACCAACUUUUGUGAUGGGCCAAUUUUUUGUCUACUGAUGAAAUAUUGAACAUCUGGAUUGGCAGUGCUGAUGCUGAAUAUCCGUCCUCAUGGCACUGAGCCUUAAACAGAGCAUUGCAUCUACCUGCAGCUGCCAUUGAAAUGGUGUCUUUGUUGCUAGAAAACACACUCCUCUGCAGCCUUCCUCCUUCCCAUGGAACCACUUUGAUUCCCCUCACCAAAUGUUUUUUCUUCAUCUUGGCAACAAAUGAUUCACUAUUUCCUGAUGAUGGUACAACCCACUUUUUUUGUCAGAUUAUUAAUUAAAUGUCAUCUUAAUUUCUGAAGUUCA